This is a messenger RNA of Beta vulgaris subsp. vulgaris (sugar beet), 1845 nucleotides long. RefSeq names its product protein ALP1-like. The transcript has a single exon. The record is from RefSeq and is a predicted model, not a curated record. Bases 571 to 1725 code for a protein of 384 amino acids. NCBI's taxonomy places the organism in Eukaryota, Viridiplantae, Streptophyta, Magnoliopsida, Caryophyllales, Amaranthaceae.
GAAAUGACCAUUCAAUUGCUUUCUUCAGUGCAUUAUUGCUCUGAUAAAUACUGUAGUGAAAUAACUUUUUACUUGCUUUCUUCAAUGCAUUAUUGCUCUGAAAUGAAGUGACAAUUCAAUUGCUAUAUUUAGUGUAUUAUUGCUCUGAAAUGAAAAGACAAUUCAAUUUGUAUAUUCAGUGUAUUAUUGCUCCUCACCUUUUCUAUAUAUUUACUUCACAAUGCUUUAUACUUCAAUAUACUCAGCUUUCCACACAAUAUCUAUUCUUGUAGCAUCAAAUAAAUUCUCUAUAAUGUCAUCUGAAUCAAGUUAUAAUAGUUUCAUUUCAUCUUCAAAUUCUUCUAGUUCCGAUGAUGUCAAUUUUAUUCCACCAGAUCAUAUAGCAGAAGAACAAAACAAUGACUACAUGCAGCGUUUUGGAAGACGUAGACGUGCAAAUCGUAUGAUGGACCAAAUGAUGGAGCCCUUCAUUUUGGCUAAUCCAACUGAAGUAUAUGCAAUGGUAACUCAAGUUCCUAGGGCACCUAGGCAACAAGUUGAUCGAAAUCGUGUGGAUGCACACACUCGCUUAUGGAACGACUACUUUGCCGACAAUGCCCUCUACCCCCACGAUUAUUUCGCCGCCGAUUUCGCAUGCAAAAACAUGUUUUCCUUCGUAUAGUAGACGUGCUGAUUAAUAAGAACACGUUCUUCCAACAAAGGCCAGAUGCCACAGGGAGACUUGGUGCAUCAGCAUUGCUAAAGUGCACUGCGGCUAUAAGGUUGUUAGCAUAUGCCACAUCAGCAGAUUCAGUGGACGAUUAUCUUAAAAUAAGUGGCUCUCUUGCUAGAGAUUCACUACAACAUUUUGUUGAGGGUGUGGUUGCCGAGUUUGGUGACGAAUACUUAAGAAGACCUAAUGAAACAGAUUUAACGAGAUUGUUAUAUGCAGGUGAGGAAAGAGGAUUUCCGGGAAUGAUGGGUUCUAUUGAUUGCAUGCAUUGGCGAUGGAAAAAUUGUCCACUACAAUUUAAAGGACUCUAUUCGGGAAGAGCUGGUAAGCCAACUUUAGUUCUCGAAGCUAUUGCGUCAUAUGAUUUGUGGAUCUGGCAUGCUUUCUUUGGAACACCAGGUAGGUGCAAUGAUAUAAAUGUUCUUGAUAGAUCUCCAAUAUUUAACGAUGUAUUUGAAGGUCGUGCACCUCCAGUAAACUAUGUUAUCAACGGCCACCAGUACGACAUGGGUUAUUACCUAACAGAUGGUAUAUAUCCUCAAUGGGCCGCGUUUAUUCCCACAAUAUCUCUUCCAUUGAAUGAGAAGGAAAGCCUUUUUGCCCAAAAGCAAGAGAGCAAACGAAAGGAUGUGGAGCGUGCAUUUGGAGUAUUACAAGCUCGUUUUGCAAUAAUUCGUCAACCAGCAUUAGCUCGUGAUAAAUAUAUGCUAGGAAAAAUAAUGUUUGCUUGCAUUAUAAUACAUAACAUGAUAACUGAAGAUGAACGAGAUUCGUACUCCCUUCGUUUUGAUCCACAUGAUUAUGACCAAGAUUUUCGCCCAUCCUCAAGCCGACGACAAAACGCCGAUGAACCUUUUAUAUAUCAUAAUAGUGAUAAUCGCAUCGGAAAUUUGCAGACAUUCAUGAACAAUAGGGAUCGCGUCCGUGAUCAAGCUAUGCAUAGACGACUCAAAUUGGAUCUCGUAGAAAAUAUUUGGCUUAAAUUCGGGCUAAACAACGAGCAAACUAGUUAAGGUGUUGUGUUAUUUAUAUUUUUUAAAUAUGGUGUAUCAAUCUUUAUUUAAGAAAAGUCGGUAAUGUCUAGUAAAACAUCUAUGUAUUAAUGUUUGAUUAAAUGAAAUAAUUUUCUUGUA